This is a messenger RNA of Aspergillus ruber CBS 135680, 3105 nucleotides long. RefSeq lists its product as uncharacterized. The coding region runs from base 1 to 3105 and encodes 1034 amino acids. The record is from RefSeq and is a predicted model, not a curated record. The transcript is spliced from 5 exons. NCBI's taxonomy places the organism in Eukaryota, Fungi, Ascomycota, Eurotiomycetes, Eurotiales, Aspergillaceae.
AUGACCACCGCAUACCAAACCCUGCAAGAUCCCUUGGUGGUCAAUGGGAUUCAACAACUUUUCACAUGGAUCCUCCUGGUAGCAACGCCUAAUCGAUCAUGGCUCCGUUCCGUGAACGUGAGCGCUCUGACAGCGUGGAUGCUCUGGGUCUACAGCCCAGAGAAUCUCUUCUCUGGCGCGGACUACAAUGAGAAUGUCCUCUAUCGAGUACUACAAGGCUGUGUGCCUUUACCACUGGUCAUGCGAACAGCUGCUGCGUUAUUCCCGCCUGACGGUCCUAGCAGCGGCUAUUUAGACAUGAUCACGGCUGCACGGUUGACCAUCGACCCGCGGGCAGUCAGUACGGCGUGGCAGUUUCGGACGUGGACGAGUCAGAGAGCGUUUCCAGCUAAUCCUCGGGAGCUGGGGCCAUUGGAUCUGCAGCCAGGGCCGUGGGCGACGUCGGCAGCGUCGAUGCUGGUGAUUGCGCUGAUCGGGCGGCUGGGAUUUGAUAUAUCGUACCGGCUUGUGUCGGUUGUUUAUGCUGGGAUGGGUGUCCCGACGGAGAAUUUUCCGCCAUUGUUUGGGGAUUUCUGGGAUUUGUAUAGUUUGCGGAAUCUUUGGGGGACUUGCUGGCAUCAAUUCAUGCGACUGCCAUUUACAGCGACUAGUAAUGCGAUCACUCGCCAUGUCCUCCACCUUCCUCGCUCGUCCGUGCUGAGACGAUAUCUCACCAUCGUAAAUGUGUUUUUUCUUUCCGGUCUGAUGCACAUCCUUGGUGCCCUGUCAGCAAAUAUUCCCUUUUCGGGGGCAAUGCAUUUCUUUGGCUUAUCCGGCCUGGGCCUCUUGAUCGAAAUCACCAUUCAAGGUUUCUGGCAACACUUUGCUCUCCCACAACCGCAGGGGAUAUGGCGCAAGGUCGUUGGAUUUUUCUGGGUUGGCUUGUGCUUCAGUCUCAUUGCGCCGUGGUAUUCGCCAGAAUGGGAGUAUUUAUUCAGUGUGGGGGCCGAGUCUGCGUGGUUCCUGGGAGCGUUUACUGGUGCUUUUGGAGUACCGGUGUGGGUUUAUGGUGAAGAAGGCUUUCAAGACGAGUUUGUAGAAACAGAGGAAGCGCCCGUCCUCUCCUUCAAAGAGCGACUUGCCAAAUUUAAUCAGCCCUCAGAACCCCUGGCCCCUAGCGCCCGUCCACAACCCACCUCGCGCCCACCUCCAGUGCACAGCAAGACGGUCAAUAAUCCUCCGAGCAAUGUCAACGGCUCCGUCGCGGAUCGCUCAAUCGGCAAUCAGCCGGUCCCUCAAACUCCGAGAUUAAUUGUCGGUAAUAACUACGAGAAUGGCCAGAACGGUGUUAAUGGAAACGGUGUCAAGAAAGCAAAGCCUCCGCCCCCACCAUUGCCAUCACGGAGGCCGUCCACUCAACAGCUUCAACCUCAAGACCCAGCGCCCCCUAGUCUACCGUGCAGACCGUCAUCGUUACAGCGGGGAGUUUCUCGGGAUUCAGUUACCUCCAACACUUCAUGUCUGUCUGCCGUUUCGGAGAGAACGGCUCCUCCCUUGCCCUCGAGACGGGGGACGAGUCCUAGGCCACCGCCGCCACCUCCGCGGCCAGUGUCUCAGUCGAACGGAACUACGAAUGGAAACGAGGGCCAAAAACCACAAUUACCCCACCGACCAGCAUCGAAUGCCAGUACCUUGAGCAACGGUAGUCGUUCUCCGGCCCCCGCGCUGCCUCCCCGACUUCCUCCGCGGACACCUACGAGAGAACAGGAACCGGCGACGCAGCAACAGAAUAGAGAGGCUAGACCUCCGACAAGAAGACUUCCGCCCCCACCUAGACCGGUUGAUCCCCGCCUGCUUGGAUUUGGGGGGUCGAAGAAGAGUAAUAGUGACGGUGCAAACGGUCGUUCGACUGCCCAGGAUCAUCCUUCUCCGAACGGGAUUCCACCACUGGUGCCGCGGGAUUCUCGUCCUGAUCUCUCCAAAAUCGAAGCAUCGAAACCUCGUAUGAAUGCUUCGUCUUCAUCUGCCGUGACUCAGACUACGACUUGCUUGAAAUGCCGUGACUUCUCUGCUCCAGACGAGCAUGCGGCGCAAUUUCCACGUCAAUCGCUGCCAACGCAGGACCUCUCUUGGCUGGCGAAUGCCCUGACCGCACCAUUUCCAUCGCUAACGGACAAGGCCCGGACAAUCUUCACUUGGAUGCAUCACAACGUUGAAUACGAUGUCUACGCACUCUACAACAACUGCUUGAAGCCGUCUACGCCACAAAGCACCCUAGCCACAGGCCUCGCCGUAUGUGAAGGCUACGCCGGACUCUUCGCGGCCCUAGCAACCCACGCUGGUCUCGAGGCCAUUGUCGUUGGUGGUCACGGCAAGGGAACCGGUUACACUGACCCAGCCCCAGGCUCUGCCCUCCCGCCUUACAACCCAGGGGGCCACGCCUGGAACGCCGUCCGCAUUGACAAUGGACACUGGAAACUCAUCGACGCGUGCUGGGGUGCUGGUGCCGUCAACGGCAACGGCCAACCCUACAUCAAGGUCUUUUCGCCGUCACACUUCACCAAAACAAACGACGAGUUCGGCCAAUCCCACUACCCAAGCAACCGCGACCACUUCUUCCGCGACGACGGCCGCCCCUCCAUCUCCUGGGAAGAAUACCUUCUCCACGUCCCCAAACAUCCCUUCAUUUUCACAGACGCCCACAAACAUAACCUAGACCCCUCCUCUUUCUACCCAGCAACCAACCAGAUCUCCAUCAACAGCACCCCUGGUCCCCUCCGCGUUCAAUUCAACCUCAUCUGCCCUCACUGGACCUUCGAGCACCACUCCAAGGCACUUCCAGGCCUCUUCCUCCUCGAAACCCACGGAAUCGACGGCCGCAAAGAAGAACGUCUCCCGUUCAACCACGUACGCGGCUCAACGCCCGGUGGUGGCGGAGACGUCUGGUACAUUGAUAUCCCCGAUGCGCAGAUGUUAGGGGCUUCUGGGCAGAAGCUGCAGAUUGCCGUGUUGACGAGCUUUGGAGAUCGGAAGGAUGCGCGCGGUGUCACAGCGGAGGAGUUCAGGGCUUUGACUGGGAGGGUGGGGAUGGCGUGGGCAUAUGUUUGUCAGUGGGAUUUGGUAUAA